This is a messenger RNA of Dioscorea cayenensis subsp. rotundata (Guinea yam), 1887 nucleotides long. Its product is annotated as UDP-glycosyltransferase 73C6-like. The transcript has 4 exons. The record is from RefSeq and is a predicted model, not a curated record. NCBI's taxonomy places the organism in Eukaryota, Viridiplantae, Streptophyta, Magnoliopsida, Dioscoreales, Dioscoreaceae. The coding region runs from base 1 to 1725 and encodes 574 amino acids. Gene Ontology annotation, molecular function: UDP-glycosyltransferase activity.
AUGGUUGAGCUGCGCUCCCUCGCCGGCAAGAAGAAGACAGGGGUGGAGAUUAGCCGGAUGGAUAGCACGACUCGGGUGGCGUCGGUUGAAUUGCAUUCCCACGCAGCCGUGAGGAAGACUAGGGUGGAGCUUAGCUCUGCCAUCGUUGGAAGCGGGCCCAAGAACAAUAUUGUGUAUCUGGAAGUCUUUGCCACUACCGUUUGUUGCUCUCUGGAGAUAAUAGAGCCUCAUGUCGACAUCCACGGUGGUCGACAAUUCAGUGUGAGAGGUCCGGAGCUUUUGGGGAAACAAACAACCAUCAUCAAUGACGCCAACAACAGCACUACUACUACACCUCCUCAUGUUGUUCUAGUUCCACUAUUUGCACAAGGACACAUAAUCCCCAUGCUUGACAUGGCACGGCUAUUGGCCCAGCGUGGCGUGCUCGUCACCUUCAUCACAACACCAGUGAACGCGUCGCGCAUCAAACCCAUCAUAGCCCGCGUGCACGAGUCCAAACUCCCUAUAAACUUCAUCGAGAUCCCUUUCCCCUGCGCCGAAGCUGGCAUCCCCAUCCCCCUCGGCUGUGAAAACUUUGACCUCCUCCCUUCCCCAGAACUCUUCCUGAACUUCUUCGACGCUAUCCGACUCCUCUCCCAUCCGCUCGAGCAACGCCUCAGAGAUCUCGUCCCCCUGCCGACCUGCAUGAUCAAUGACAUGUGGAACCUGUGGACAGCAAACGUUGCACGUUCACUCAGCAUUCGCCGGCUUGUCUUUCAUGGCCCCUUCUUAUAUUACCGUGCCCUGGUUUUGACUGAUGAUCAUGAUGAUGAUGUUGGUCAGAGUUUUAAGGUUUCUAAAGCGCAUUCGUCCGGUUGGUCAAACAUGCCUGGUUUUGAGAAGAUACGGGAUGAGGUUUUGCAUGCAGCGGAGACUGUUGAUGGGGUGGUUAUGAACACUUUAGAUGAUGUUGAGCUUAUGUUUGUGGAGGCUUAUAAGAAGGUGGUUGGAAAGGAUGUUUGGACUGUUGGCCCAUUGUGUUUAUAUGAUAAGGAUGAUGAUUUUAGUGCUAGGAUUGUGAGAGGGAACAAGACUGCAGUGGAUCAAGAGAAGUUGUUUGGUUGGCUUGAUUCUAUGGAGGAAAACUCGGUGCUUUAUGUCAGUUUUGGCACUUUGACACAGAUGAAAGUGGGAGAGACAUUGGAGAUUGGAUCAGGACUUGAGGCUUCUGGGGUUCCUUUCAUUUGGGUUAUUAAGGAUGUGGAGAAGUCCCCGGCGGUUGAGGAGUGGUUGGAAGGGUUUGAGAAGAGGAUGAGUUUGAGGAGUAUUGUGAUCAAGGGAUGGGCCCCACAAGCUGCAAUACUCUCACAUAAGUCCGUUGGUGGUUUUGUUAGUCAUUGUGGGUGGAACUCAACGUUGGAGGCAAUAUCAAAUGGUGUGCCAAUGAUCACUUGGCCGCAGAUUGCAGACCAAUUCUUGAAUGAGAGGUUGGUUGUGAAGUUCCUGAGGAUGGGUAUUGCUAUUGGAGUGAAGAAGCCUAUGUUUUAUUUUGGUGAGGAUGAGAUUUCUGUUAGUAGCUCUGAUGUAGAGAGGGCUGUGAGGGGGUUGAUGGGUGAUGGACAGGAGGCUCAGGAGAGGAGGAUAAGGGCUACAGAGAUUAAGGGGAAGGCCAUUAAGGCUAUGGAAGAAGGUGGCUCUUCUUAUGAGAAUAUAACUAUGCUCGUUGAGUACAUCAAGCAUGCAUGAACCUUGCAAGACUUCAUAAGGAGCUAAAUCUUAAUGAAUUUGUAAUUCUAAUUUUUCUUCUUUUUUUUCAAAUAAAUGUGGGUGUAACUCUCAGUCAUUGUUAAGAGAGGGGUGAACUCCGAAUCUCUUAUUUAGAAAAGAAAUAAACUAUCAUUGUGUUUC